GAAGAAGAAGAAGAAGAAGGUUACGUGACGGUGUGGACGGACAUGCUAGGAGAGUGUAUUUCACGUCACGUAUGAACGUUAGUCGAGUAUACUGAACCAUGAAAAAACACUGGUGACUGAGUGAAGAGGUAAUCAGAAGACUGCAUGUAUCUGGUUGUUACGGUGUCUAUUAUCAGUUGAAAAUGUAUACGGCCAGGAAUCUCGUGCAGCCUUUAUGGCAGACGGCGCGGAUCUCCAUGAGGAAUUGUUCAUCAAAAACUCCAGCGGUAACAGCAAGGAAGAGAAGUGUCCUAGGCACCGUGGGGAGGGGCCUGGCGGGCCUGGUGGUGGCCGUGCCGGCGGUGGGCGGGGUCUACUACGUUGCGAGUGACGACCUCACCAAGCGGCAGAUAAGGGUUACAGUGCAGGGUGUUAACAGGUUCAUCAGAACAUUAUGGAUUGGAAUGAUGAUCUCUGUGGACUACAAGUGGACAACAUAUGGCCUGGAUGAAGAGAGUGAUGCAUAUGACGAGGCUUUGUCUGUGGUUCAUUUGCGUUCUGCCGGGCGCAUUUUAGAUGGCUGCUUGAAGAAUGGAGGUCUCUAUGUGAAGCUUGGCCAAGGAUUGGUAUCAAUGAACCACAUAUUACCAAAGGAAUAUUUGGAAACACUCAAAGCCCUACAGGACAGAUGCCUCAAUCGAGACUGGAAUGAGAUUGGCACUCUGUUUCAGGAGGAUUUUGGCCAUUCACACAAAGAGUUGUUUGCUGAGUUUGAUAAUGAGCCUAUAGCAGCUGCUUCCCUUGCUCAGGUUUUUAGAGGAAAGACUCAUGCAGGGGAGGAAGUGGCAAUAAAGGUGCAGUACAUCGACCUUCAAGAUAGAUUCUGGGGGGAUAUUGCAACAAUAGAACUUUUGCUGGAGAUCAUACAGUUCAUGCACCCCAAGUUUGCUCUCAAAUGGGUUAUGAAGGAUUUGAAAGGAACUUUGCAGCAGGAACUUGACUUCUUAAACGAGGGUGUCAACAGCGAGCGUUGUGCCAGAGAUUUGGCUAACUUACCAUAUGUUUAUGUCCCACGAGUGCACUGGGACCUAUGUAGCAAGAGAGUUUUGACAGCAGAGUACAUCCAUGGGUACAAGGUGAGCGAUGUGGAUGGCAUCAAGAAGGCUGGUCUGGACCUUAAAGAUGUGGACGGGAAGUUGGUUAAUGCUUUCGCUGAGCAGAUUUUCCACACAGGCUUUGUACAUGCUGAUCCACAUCCUGGCAACAUCUUGAUUCGGAAGCAAUCCAAUGGUGAAGCAGAGGUGGUGAUUCUGGACCAUGGACUCUACCAACCCCUGCCUACUUCAGUUCGUCAGCCACUGUGCAGGCUGUGGAAAGCCAUUGUCAUAGGAGACCAUAAGCAAAUGAAAGACAACUCUGCACAGCUGGGAGUGACAGCCUCAAACUACAGGCUGUUUUCCAUAUCUCUUAUACAACGCUACAUCUCACCAGAGGAGGGUAUAAUCCAGGAUGUCUUUGACAUGUUUUAUGAUGAGAAAGGGCCAAAGUUCAUGACAAGGGCACAGUUUGAUAAGCUGCCUGAGGAUGAGAAGAGAGAGCUGAGGAAAGAAAUUUUGGAUGUCCAUGAUCGUGUUUUAGAUGUCUUCAAGGGUAUACCCAGCAAUCUUCUUCUAAUAUUUAGAAAUGUGAAUACCAUUAGGUCCAUUACCAAGGAGCAUGGUGACGUUGUGGACCGCUACAAGCUGAUGGCACGUUCUGCUACUCGUGGUGCCUUCGUAUCUCCCAAUGCUUCCUUCUCACAGAUGCUGCGGGGACGCUGGGAGCAACUUUAUUUUGACUACUCCCUUAAGAAAGAAGCUGUGAGGAUGUGGGUGAUGAAGAAAGUGCUAUAUGUACUGUAUCUUUUGGGCCGCAUCCCAGAUUUAGCUCAGGUGGAGGCGGCCUUAUGAGACUUAAGUGCAGUGUCAGCGCAUUGCUCAGAAGCAUGAAGAGUACCACCAAGAUGUUACUUCAGAAAGUUAUAGAAGGUACAUUAUUUUCAUAUUAAGCAUUAUGUUGCCGUGGUAUUCAUCAAUAUAACUAUGUAGGUCAUACCAAAUGAUUUAUUGAUAUAUUAAUUAUACAAAUUUUGUUAAAAAAUCAAGAUCUGUAAAUUAUUAACUAUAGAAAUUCUAUUGAUUUUGCAUCGUGCAAGGUUUUGUAAACUCAGGACCUUCUGCCUAAUGUAUGUAGAAUAAUCUAAAUAUUCUAUAUUGUUAUUUACUUGUACAUUUUGUCCUGUGAUUUUGUAAUUUUCUUGAAUGAAAACCAUGUAAGAAUUUCA
Molecule: messenger RNA, 2302 nt
Organism: Eriocheir sinensis (Chinese mitten crab)
Lineage: Eukaryota; Metazoa; Arthropoda; Malacostraca; Decapoda; Varunidae
Gene: Adck5
Exons: 11
Coding region: 183-1928 (581 amino acids)
Biological process (GO): protein phosphorylation
Molecular function (GO): protein kinase activity; ATP binding
Source: RefSeq, a predicted model, not a curated record